This is a messenger RNA of Malania oleifera, 1210 nucleotides long. RefSeq lists its product as uncharacterized. Gene Ontology annotation, molecular function: RNA binding. The record is from RefSeq and is a predicted model, not a curated record. Gene Ontology annotation, biological process: exonucleolytic trimming to generate mature 3'-end of 5.8S rRNA from tricistronic rRNA transcript (SSU-rRNA, 5.8S rRNA, LSU-rRNA); TRAMP-dependent tRNA surveillance pathway; poly(A)-dependent snoRNA 3'-end processing. The transcript is spliced from 9 exons. The coding region runs from base 184 to 906 and encodes 240 amino acids. NCBI's taxonomy places the organism in Eukaryota, Viridiplantae, Streptophyta, Magnoliopsida, Santalales, Ximeniaceae. Gene Ontology annotation, cellular component: nuclear exosome (RNase complex); cytoplasmic exosome (RNase complex).
CAUUAGGGAAGAAAUUUUUUCUCGGCAACCAAACAGGCGUAGACUAAAAUUUCAGUGUACCUCCGGACUCGGGGGACGCUUUCCCUGCUUCCCGCCUUCUCCAUCCUCGUGCCCUGCCGCUUCGUUCUUACUUUUAACCAUAAGGGCUCAUACACACUCUGUUCUGCUUUCGAAGCUAAAACAAUGGAAGAAAAGCCGUCGAGUUCGCCUACAACCUUUGUAGAUCAAUUAGUGGUUCCUGGUGACGUGGUUCUUGAUCUCUCAACCAUGACUAACCAGACUAUCAAGCUCGGGGGCGGUCUUCGCCAGGAUCGUGAUUCUAUUUCUGUCAUGCGGGCUGGGAAGCUGAGAUUCUCAAGGCCAAACAAAUAUUGGGUUGAAAACUCCCAGAAAAGGUAUGUUCCUUGCGUUGAGGAUACUGUUCUGGGCAUUGUGGUGGAAUCUAAAGCAGAAAAUUUUCUUGUGGACAUAAAAGGACCAACACUGGCUUUUCUGCCUGUACUUGCAUUUGAAGGAGGAACUAGGAGGAACAUACCAAAAUUUGAGGUAGGUGCAUUGCUCUAUGUUCGGGUCGUGAAGGCCAAUGCUGGCACGAAUCCUGAGCUGUCAUGCACUGAUGCCGGUGGGAAAGCUGCAGAGUUUGGUCUCCUUAAAGAUGGCUACAUGUUCGAAUCGUCAACUGGGCUAUCACGAAUGCUGCUGAGCACACCACCAUGUCCUGUUCUUGAGGCUCUUGGGAAGAAGCUCUCCUUUGAGAUAGCAGUUGGCUUAAAUGGACGGGUUUGGGUGAACGCGGAAUCACCAUCCGCCAUCAUCCUCGUUGCCAAUACAAUAAUGAAAUCAGAAUCCUUAAGCUGGACGAAGCAGAAAAUUAUGGUGGAAAACUUGCUUCAGAGAGUUCAUUGAUAUCAAUUUGGUCCGGUACGUUCCAGAUUUAAGCCUCACUCCUUGGCUGAUUAGAACAAGCAUUUUAAAAUUGUUAUAUUAUUAGCCCAGAAGUAAUUUAAUUACAUAAUAGCUGCAGUUGAUUCUUUCUUAACCCAUGUAUGCUGUAAUCGCUGAUUUUGCUAGGCCCCAAAACACCCCUUUUUCUCAUCUGAGGAAUACUGUUUUUUCUUCAUUAUUUGCCUUUGGAAGUAUAUGCUUGAAAAAUUAUAACGCUCUUAGUUUUCUUGAUUAAAAUAUGUUACUGUUAUUUUAUAGACAAAAA